Molecule: messenger RNA, 2596 nt
Organism: Ochotona curzoniae (black-lipped pika)
Lineage: Eukaryota; Metazoa; Chordata; Mammalia; Lagomorpha; Ochotonidae
Gene: MTFR1
Product: mitochondrial fission regulator 1
Exons: 9
Coding region: 116-1117 (333 amino acids)
Biological process (GO): aerobic respiration; mitochondrial fission
Cellular component (GO): mitochondrion
Source: RefSeq, a predicted model, not a curated record
GAGUAGCUGGAGAGGGUGCUGGCUGCCGCGCGGCGCAGUGUGCUUUAUGGACCAUGUGCUGCUAUGUAUGCCUGAAAUACUUGAAAUGCAAAUUUGGGGAGACUUUGCCAUCUAAAUGCUUGGCUGGAUUAAGCGUCUGAUUAGGAUGGUUCUUCAGCAAGCUGGAGUAAGCAUGCAAUCGGUACUUUGGUCUGGGAAGCCCUAUGGUUCAUCUCGAAGUAUCGUAAGGAAGAUUGGUACUAAUUUGUCUCUGAUUCAGUGCCCAAGAGUUCAGUUUCAGCUCACCAGCCAGACAGCAGAAUGGAGCCCCAGCCCAGGAGAGGAUGCAGUGGCCUCUUUCGCUGAUGUUGGCUGGGUCGCCAGAGAAGAGGGGGAAUGUUCAACAAGACUAAGGACAGAGGUGAGGUUAAGGCCGACCCUCCAGGAUGAUGAUCCUUUCUUUGAGAAGCCCCCAAGCAGGCAGAUUUCCUUACCAAACUUGUCUCAAGAAGAGCCACAACUGAAGACUACAGCACUGGCCAAUGAGGAAGCACUGCAGAAGAUCUCUGCACUUGAAAAUGAACUUGCUGCUCUCAGAGCUCAGAUUGCCAAAAUUGUCACCCUGCAAGAACAGAAAAACCUCAUUGCAGGACUUCUAGAUUCUACCACAUCUGUUAAAACAGCAGCACCCCCUCCCCCACCCCCUCCUCCCCCUCCCCCACCUCCUCCCCCUGCACUCCACCAAAGUCUGUCUGCCAUUGAUCUGAUUAAAGAGAGACGAGAGAAAAAAGCCAAUGGUGGACAGACUUUGGUUAAGAACAAUCCAAAGAAACCAGACAUGCCAAAUAUGUUAGAGAUCCUUAAAGAUAUGAACAGUGUGAAACUUCGGGCAGUGAAGAGGCCAGAGCAAGAUGUAAAACCCAAACCAGCAGAUGCUACUGACCCUGGUGCCCUAAUAGCAGAGGCUCUGAAAAAGAAGUUUGCCUAUCGGUAUCGAAACGAUGGCCAGGGUGAAGUUGAGAAAGGAGUUCCACAGUGUGAAUCAGAGUCCACCUCAGAGAAGGUGUUGUUUGGACCACAUAUGUUGAGGUCUACAGGAAAAAUGAAGGCUUUAGUCGAAAAUGCCUCCAACUCCUAAUAGAGAGUAUGCUGAGAAAGACUGCGGGGUUCGGCUGCUGGUGAGGGCUGUCUUCGGCUGGUAGAAAGCAACACUAUUUAGUAAAUCCUGACUUUAGUAUCCACUGGGCUCCUUUUUAAACCUAAUUAGGAAGAAGCAAUAUCAAAGUACCAUAAGUUUGGUUUUGCUUGUAUAAGAGGUCUGUUCUGGAGCUCUCCUGGAACAUUGCAUGUUCUGACCUCUUUCUAAUGUGUAGCCAGGAUGUUCGGGUUUCCAGUCUUGAAAAACUUGUAAGAUUACAGACUAUUUAGAAAGGACAUUUGUGAAUGUUAUUGUGCAUUUUAAAUGAACACUAAUUUAUCUGUUCAAAUGUUUUAUAUUGCAUAUAUUUGGAUGUAACAGUGUAUGUAAAAAUCAGUAGUGAAUGACAAGCAGUGGUGGGCACCAGCAUCCUCAUUGUUCUCAAUGAUCAUUUUCUAUUCAGUGAUGGAUCAGCUGCUACGAUAGGGGUUGCUGGAAACUUCUUACCUUGGACAGAGUUUGUAUCUGAGUUUCCCUCACAUUUUGUGGAACCGGGGUUGAGUAAGAACCAGAUGAUGUUCAGUGCUGAAAUUCUAUAAUGCCUUCCACUAAAGGGAAGUGGGGGACCAGGAAAGCUGCCUUCACCUCAUUUUCAUGCAGAGGUGAGGAAGAAAAUGUAGUUUUCAAGUAAGGACAGGCUGCAUUGUUGAAUUAAAUCCCUUUUUAAGUAAUAACCGGAAUGUACCACCUUUCCUUUCUGCUUAACGGAUGGCAUCAAAAAGGUGAUGUUUGGCUAAGUUAAUACUUCUGGAGAUGCCAACAUAAUAGAGUUCACAAAGUUAAUAUUUUGGCCAAAUUUUAAAGUUUUUAAUGAAACAUUGAAUAGGCAAAUUUCCUAUUAUUUGUAAUUUAUAGAAUUUUGUUCUAAUGAAUUGUGUUAUGCAGUGUAAACCUCGGGAUGUUAUUAGAAAUGGAGACCUGCCUUUCUCAUCUAGGGCUUCUACGGACUAGCCAGAAGUGAUUAUUUUUAAAUGCUCAAUACAUUCUUAUGAUUUUCUCUCUCUGAUAAAUUCAGCUGUAGUUAGUACCAGACCCUCCUACCAUGAGUAAGUACUUGAAUUAUUUAAUUCUGAGGGAAAAAGUUAUACUUCCUGGGAGGAGUAAGAAACAUCAAGAAUAGACAUUGACCUUUAAGUUAUUAAAAAUACAUGUUGUUCUCCUUAAAUAUUAAAAAACAUUCAUGGUUUGGUUAUUCAGCUUAAAUUUAAACUGGUUUAUUUUAUGUAUUCUUGCAUUGUUUCUAAUUGCUUUAUAUUUAAAUUUUCUAUCUUCAAAGAAGUUAAGAAAAUUCAUCUGACAUAUUUGGACCUCCCAAGAAAGUGAAAUUUGUAUCAGUAUUUAAUUUUGGCUACUUGCUUCAACUUGGUUAUUUUAAAAUAAAGCAAACUUUUCCUUGGACUGUGCUGCCUAUUUUUUAUU